CAACAACAGACAUAUGACCUGCCAAAGGCCUCCGUUGCAAUAUUUUCCUUGCUUGUAAUUAGACUACUUCAGAUCACAGUCCAUGGAACACGUCAUAUCCCUAACGACGGUACCUUUCAAUGGCGCAUACGUUUGAUGUACCCGACUCAACGGACUGGCUAAACACGGCCCUCCCAAAGCUAGCACCUGUCGAAACCGCAUUACGAUGUCAAGUAUGCAAAGACUUUUAUAAUACGCCCAUGAUAACCUCGUGCUCGCACACAUUCUGCUCGUUAUGUAUACGGCGAUGUUUAGCGUCUGACGGGCGCUGUCCGACCUGUCGCGCCGCCGGACAAGAAGUCAAUUUGCGGCGGAACGGAACAGUCGAGGAACUGGUUGAAACAUUUCAGUCGACGCGCGCAGAUAUCCUGAAACUUGCUCGAGAUGCGAUAUUCUCAGAGAGGCCCAAAAGGCGAUCUACUCCCCCUAAGCGGAAACUCGGCGACACAGACCUCGAAGCAGACGACACAAGCCGCUCGAGUUCUCGAAGAACAACAAGAUCACAAACUCAGCGCUCUCAAAGCGCAGCAGCAGCAGAUCCUGCUCCCAUCACGAUUGAAGAUGACGAGGACAGUGAAGAGCAGCAGCCAGACGACGGUCUGGUUGCAUGCCCCAUCUGCAACAGGCGAAUGAAGGCAGAGAGUGUAUUUUCACAUUUGGACAGAUGUGACGGCAAACCUGCAGACCCCCGGUCGCAAUCAUCAACGCCCAAAACACCAACACAACUUCAAACGAUAUACCCUCAGCGUGGCAUCCAAUCACCGCGACCGCCCGAACGACUGCCCAAACUCAACUACUCACUAAUGAAAGAAAACGCAUUACGCAAGAAAUUCAGCGAGCUAGGCAUCCCCGCAUGGGGCCCCAAACCGCUUCUCGAAAGACGACAUACGGAAUGGGUCAACCUGUGGAACGCAAACUGCGAUUCGUCACGACCUAAAACGAAAAAAGAGCUCUUAAACGAGCUGGAUCUCUGGGAACGCACGCAGGGCGGGUACGCGUCCGGUGGUGCCGGAUCUAGUUUGAUAAAAAAUAGUAGUAUCGGCGGCGGUGGUGGUGGGGGUGGAGGCAAUACAGUCAUGCGCAAAGAUUUUGAUGGCGCAGGGUGGGCAGCAAGUCAUAGCACGGAUUUCCAGCAGCUCAUUUCAGAAGCAAAAAGGAAAAGAAACGCGCCGCAAAGUGUACCAGCACCUGUACCAGCAUCUCCGGCGGCAGAGCCAGAAACGGACGUAAAUGCCGACAGGUCGAUAGAAGGGAGAGUAAAUGGAGCAUUGUCUGACCUUCCACUACGGGAUUCAAAUGGCAAGGUUAUCGACGACGAAGGUGGAACGGAAAAAGAUGUGGACGGUCCGGUGCAUACAUCAUCAUUAUCACCAUCAAGAUUUAAGCCGGCGUUGUUAUCGUCGUCAUCAAAGAGCAUGGAAGAGCGGGUGUUUGAGCAGCCUGAUGAUCCAAUUGAAGACCGAUGACGCCGCAUUAUUCUUUUUGAUAUCCCUUUUUCAGGCGCGCAUGAGAUAAAAUUUCAGACCUACAGCUACGGCUACGGCUGUGAUUUUGGCGAAAAAAGAAGAGCGUAUAUCUUUUUGGCCCUUCUCAUUUCUCAAAAUCUAGGUAUAUAGAAGCCAGGGACAGAUUCAGGCGCAGGCAUAUCUUAAAUUAUCUCUCUACUGGAACAGGACAAAUCUUAGUACAACAUUACUGGUAUAAAACAAAAUUAUCUCUCGCGUUC
Molecule: messenger RNA, 1765 nt
Organism: Xylona heveae TC161
Lineage: Eukaryota; Fungi; Ascomycota; Xylonomycetes; Xylonales; Xylonaceae
Product: DNA repair protein rad18
Exons: 3
Coding region: 120-1505 (461 amino acids)
Biological process (GO): DNA damage tolerance; protein monoubiquitination
Cellular component (GO): nucleus; Rad6-Rad18 complex
Molecular function (GO): ubiquitin protein ligase activity; single-stranded DNA binding
Source: RefSeq, a predicted model, not a curated record